Messenger RNA from Phragmites australis (common reed), 1443 nucleotides. Its product is annotated as AAA-ATPase At3g50940-like. The transcript has 2 exons. NCBI's taxonomy places the organism in Eukaryota, Viridiplantae, Streptophyta, Magnoliopsida, Poales, Poaceae. Bases 1 to 1443 code for a protein of 480 amino acids. The record is from RefSeq and is a predicted model, not a curated record. Gene Ontology annotation, molecular function: ATP binding; ATP hydrolysis activity.
AUGGAUCUGUCGUCGACGGUGCCGGCGUCGUCGCCGUCCUACGGGAAGGCGGUGGACGCCUACAAGAAGGCCGUGGCCGCGGCGGCCACGGUGACCGCGUACUCCGUCCUGGCGCGCGGCAUGGCGCGGGAGCUACUACCGGACGAGCUGCGCGCCGCGGCGAGGUGGGCCGCGUCCCUCCUGUUGCGUGGCCGGCCCCGUGCGGCGCCGGAGCGCCGCACCGUCGUCAUCAAGCAGCGCGAGGAAGAAAGCCGCUUCGAAAACGGGUUCUACGCGGACGCGCGCGCGUACCUGGCCACCAGGAUCGACCCGCACGCCAUGCACCGGAUAUGCCUCAGCCGGGCCCGCCGCGCCGGCGGCGACGGCGACGAAGAAGGCGGCGGCGGGCAGCUCCUUUCCAUGGAGGCCGGCGACUCGAUGGCCGACGUCUUCGAGGGCGUGGAGUUCACGUGGGCGUCCGUCGCGCCGGACGAUCACAUCAGGGAGGCGUCGCUGGAGCUCACCUUCGACGCGGAGCACACGGACAUGGCGCUUGGCAGGUACGUCCCUUUCAUAACGGCGAAGGUGGAGGAGGCACGGCGGCAGGAGGGCGCCCUCGAGAUCUUCUCGAGCGAGCGCGAGUCGUGGCGCGGCAGCAUCUACCAGCACCCGGCCACGUUCGACACUCUCGCCAUGGACCCGGAGCUGAAGCAGUCCGUCCUCGCCGACCUCGAUCGGUUCUUGAAGCGCAAGGACUACUACCGGCGGAUCGGCAAGGCGUGGAAGCGCGGGUACCUGCUCUACGGCCCGCCCGGCACCGGCAAGUCGAGCCUUGUCGCCGCCAUAGCCAACUACCUCCGCUUCAACCUCUACGACCUCGACCUCUCCGCGGUGCACUCAAACUCCACCCUGCAGUGGCUUCUCGCCUCCAUGCCCAACAAGUCCAUCCUCGUCAUCGAGGACAUCGACUGCUGCUUCAGCGCAAGAAGCCGCCACGGACCCGAGAAGAGCGGCGAUCGCAAUGCUGAUGAACACCCAUCAGAUUCCUUACAUGACCCUCUUCCCAAUGAUGACUGCAUGGCAAGUGGCAUAACUCUGUCGGGGCUGCUCAACGUCAUCGACGGGCUGUGGUCGACGAGCGGCGAGGAGCGCAUCUUCGUCUUCACCACCAACUACAAGGACCGCCUCGACCCUGCUCUGCUGCGGCCAGGCCGGAUGGACGUGCAUGUCUAUAUGGGCUACUGCGGCUGGGAGGCAUUCAAGACGCUGGCCCGGAACUACUUCCUCAUCGACGACCACACGCUGUUCCCGGAGAUACAGGAGCUGCUCUCGGAGGAGGAGGUGACGCCGGCCGCAGUGUCGGAGAUGCUGCUGCGGAGCGAGGACCCCGAUGUGGCGCUCCAGGGGCUCACAGAGCUUCUGCAGGACAAGAAGCAGGGCAGGCCUGAACAUGUAGGCAAGUAG